AUGGCCCAGGAUAUGCCAGCUAUGGAGGCUUGGUUUGCUGUCCCAUGUCCAAACAAGUUUAUAGCUGUGAAGCGCAGUGAGUCUUUCCUUAGAGCCUCGCACCAGGCUCUUGAAGGCAACCUAUACCAGCUCUUUACCCCUGUUCGAGACUACAUGAAAGCGCUCGGAGAGGAAUUUUCUGGCUUAUGUUCAGAGAGUGAGCAACAAAAAAUUCAAACAUUCAUCAGAGAAAAACACAGCUAUGAAGAAAUGUUUGAAAAGGUUUCUUACCUAAAGAUGUAUUCAAGAAAAGUGAAGAAAAUGGUGUAUAAAGAAUAUUUCACUGUCGUAAGGCUAUCACAAAGUGAUGUGAUUACUUAUCUAAACAAAGUAGCAAAUGGAUUUAUGUCCCAAAUACUGCAAGAGAUUUCUGCCCAACAGAUAAAUGAAAAUAAAAAAAUCUGCAGUGAGUUUGAAAUGGUAGCUGAGCGAACCCUCCACAUGCCUGUUAAGACCAAGGAGCUUGUAGCGAUGGGUUCCUACAUCAAGUAUUGUCGUACGACCUUCAUGGAUAAGGUCAAGAGCCGGAUCCUGGGAUCCAUCCAGCUAGCAAUCCGUCUCAUGGACUUCACCAGUCUAAGUGAAGAGCAGCUACACCUCAACGCAAGGGUCAUCAAUUGGCUCAACAAGAUCAAGCCUAUAUUUCAGGAGUACAAUGACCUGUUUGAGAACACAAAAUAUGAGUUGGAGGAAAGGCUACAGAGGAGUACGGAGAAGCUCAAUAAGGAGUUGGAAGAUGUUGGGCCAUCUCUUACUUCUCUCAGCAAUAUGGACGAUGUCAACAAGAUUGCUGAGUAUGUCCAGUUUAUUCAAAAGUUCUUGAGGAGGCUGGAACAGUUUGACGGAGUCGUUAGCUGGAUCAACAAUGAAGAAGUCUUGUUCAAGUUUCCAAUAUCUACAUAUCCUGAGUUGGAUGAACUGAAGAGUAUUGUACAUCCAUUUGCCAAGCUAAUUUUUACAUGUAGCAAAUGGCUACGCACACAUAAAAUCUGGAUGGAUGGAGCUUUUGAUGAGCUUUUUCUAGAAGCUGUUGAAGAGCAAGUUUCAUUUUUCUUCCAGGAUUUGACCAGCACUCAGAAGACAUACAAGACAAAGUGCAAGCAGCAAGCCACGGACAAUUAUCCUCGGAGGUUCAAAGGCACAGUGGACGAUCCUGACGUCAAUAACUGGCCAGCCCCUCUCAAACUGUGCUCCCAAACACUGAACCACAUCAAUGAAUUUAAGCAAAAUUUACGAUUGAUCGGAAUCGUUUGUAACUCAGCUCUUAGAAAACGACAUUGGGAAGAUUUAUCAGAAAUAGCUGGUUUUGAUGUAACACCUGAUGCUGGAACUACCUUGCGCAAAUUCAUCGGCUACCAUCUUGAGCAUCUUCUUGAUCCAUUUGAAAUAGUCAGCGUCAGUGCCUGUAAGGAACUUCAACUUUAUCAGACUCUAUGUGCAAUGAAAGCAGAAUGGUCUGAAGUUUACUUUACCUCGACACCUUACCUUGACACAAAAACAGAAAUUUUAUCUGAAGUGGAAGAAGUGUUGACUUUGGUCGACAAUCAUCUAAUAAAAUGUGUGACAAUCAGAGGCUCAGCAUUUGUGAAGCCACUCAUAGGAGAGGUGAAAGAGUGGUGUGAGAGAUUGGACAGAGUGAACUUAACCAUUGAAACUUGGCUGAAAGUGGAAAGGCAAUGGAUGGACUUCCAACCAAUAUUCACCUGUGAGACAGUUCGGGAAUGCAUGAACCAAGAAGUUCUUCUUUUCCAGGAGGUGGAUCAGAUGUACAGGGAUCUAAUGAAGGAAGUAAGCAGAGGACUGCAAGUAAUCAAAGCUGCUGGUGACCUUCUUCUCUUGAACUUAGUUCUUAGAAUGUUUGUUAUCUUAGAAAACAUCAACGCUGGUGUCAAGAUCUACCUAAACCAGCUUCAAAUGUACUUUCCCAGGUUGUUUUUCUUAUCUGAUGUUGAAAUACUGCACAUUUUAGCUGAAACCAAAUCAACUAAUGUGAUACACACUCAUCUGGAAAAGAUAUUCAUAGGAGUUCAAGACCUAUUUUACGAAAACAACCAAGUUGUCGCAUUGCAAGGCCCUGAUGGAGAAACAAUCACAUUUGAACAGACUUUACAAGUGGAAAAAUAUUUUGGGUGUGUGGAAAAACUACUUUUUGAUGUAGAGAAACAGAUGCAAGCGAGUAUGAAGGUGCAGUGUAAGAAGUGUUUGACCAUGUACAAAAAGGAAGUGUUCAGUGAGUGGGUGGUAGGAUGGCCUGGACAGGCAGUCCAGUGUGCUCUACUGACGAUCAGGACUGGUCAGAUACACAACUGUCUGACCCAGCAAAACCUUGACCAGCUCAACUUUGUCCACAAAAAUAUCCAGAACCAAAGAGAGGCAAUAUUCAGUUUGAUACGAGGCAGACUUCUAGCCAGGGUUCGUACAAGUUUGGAAGCUCUGAUUAAUCUCACAGUUCAUGUGUUGGAGGUACUGCAACUGAUAAUCUCAAAAAGCAUUAUUUGUGACACUGACUUCAACUGGCUCGUUCAGCUACGGGCAGAUACUGUUGUAAGGCAGUCCCAGAUCACCUUAGACUUGAACUCGCAGGAGUCGAGCGCCCUGACUGCAGCCUGGUUGUCUGUGAAAAUGGAAAUGUAUAUGUCCCUGAAGCCUGCCUCAGGUUCUCCCUGGCACACUCCAUGGUAUUACCAGGAAGAUGUUGUUAAAAUAAGGCUAUUAAAUUCUGUUCUACCAUAUGGCUACGAGUAUCUGGGGAACACUUCUCGUCUAGUAAUAACGCCCUUGACUGACAGAUGCUUUCGUACUCUGAUAACAGCUUAUCACAUGAACCUCCACGGAGCCCCGGAAGGCCCUCCAGGAACAGGCAAGAGUGAAACAGUCGGAGAUCUAGCAAAAGCUGUCGGAGUCUAUUGUUUCUCCUUCUGCUGCACCCCUGAACUUAGUCAUCUUGCUAUUGGAAAGUUCCUACAGGGCAUUUCAGGAUGUGGAGCAUGGGGGUGUCUCAAUGACUUUCACCAGAUGAGGCUAGAAGUGUUGUCUGUGGUGGCCCAGCAGUUAGACUCGAUCUCUCACCUGAUACAGAGGGAGCCUUCCUCCAGCAUCCCUCGCUGCUACAUCUGUGUCACUUUGUACCCAGGCAUCUCUGUACACUCUCCCAUCCCAGCCAACCUCAAGAUGUUGUUUCGUCCAGUUGCCAUGAUGUACCCUGAUAUAGUGACUAUAGCACAAGUUUCCCUUUAUUCUUUUGGCUUCACUCAGUCUCAUGAGUUGACAUUGAAAUUAGUCACACUUCAAAAACUCGGCAGCAAACAGUCUUCUCAGCAAGCUCGUUUCUGUUAUGAUUUUGGAUCUCUGAAGUCGGUGCUGAAGGUAGCAAAAAGGUUGAAGGAUUCUCAAGAGGAUUUGGCUGAAAGUAAAAUUUUCUUAAAGGCAAUCACAGACACACUUCUUCCCAAGCUUUCUGGUGAUGACGUUCAAGUGUUCUACACCAUUCUUAAACAUUUGUUUAUGGAUUUUUCACCUAUUUCUUACUGUGAUCAUCAUCUUAAAACCUCUGCACUUCAAAUAUGUAAAGACUUCAAAUUAAAAAGUGGUGAUGUUUUUAUAUCUAAAAUAAUUCAAAUUCACGAAGCUCUAAAAAUGUACUCAGGAACAAUUUUACUUGGAGAUCCCUUCUCUGGAAAAUCAUCUGCAUUGAAAAUUGUAAGGACAAUGUUUGAAACCCUCAAAGAAGAAAAUAUCAGCUGUAUAAACCUAAAAACUUUAACAAUGUCUCAAAUUUACGGCUACGUUCAUCCUGAAUCAAAAGAGUGGAUUGAUGGAAUAAUUCCUAAAUUUUUCCGGGAGUCCAACAGUCACCAGUGGCUAGUACUGGAUGGGCCAAUGGAGUCCUACUGGCUCGACACCCUCAAUACUGUCUUUGACAAAUCUCACAGACUUUGCCUUAGCUCUGGAGAGAUCAUUCCUGUAUCUCCCAAUGUAUCUGUAGUGCUAGAAACAAUGAAUUUGGAUCAGGUUUCUCCUGCCACCAUGUCCAGAUGUGGUGUUGUUUUUUCACCCCCAGACACAGUAGGUUGGCAAGGCCUUGUACAUUCUUGGCUCUUAUCCUCUCAAGACUACCAGUCCAACUAUGCCACCAACUACAACACACUCUUUGACUGGAUUGUACCACCGACUCUGGCGUUUGUUGAGAAUGAAUGCUCUUUUGUUAUGAAAGCUGGAAGAUGCAACAUGGUGAGACUGUCUGCCGACUGUCCGCGCACAGUCGGCAGACAGUCGGCCGACUCAGUCUCCAUGUGUGGACUAGGCUUGAGGAAGACAAUGCUUUUGCUGAUAGAAAUGAUGGUGAAGGAUGCAUGUGCAGAUAAUGAAGACUACCCGAAGCAUUUGCCAGUGUGGAUACAGUCUUCUACACUGUUGGCUGGAGUAUGGGCCUUUGGGGGUCCACUCACACCAGAAUCUCGGGAACAGUUUGACAUAUUUUUCCGUGACAUUUGGAGAGGCAACAUUGAAAAUCACCCAAUGCCAGAUACGAUAGAAAAGUUGGAGAUCAACAUUCCAAGUGAAGGUCAGCUGAAUGAUUACUGGUACCACUUCAAGGGGAAGGGGGCCUGGCGGUUCUGGCCUGAGGUUGUCAGGAGUCUUAAAAUAGAGGAGGACACUCCAAACCUCCAGUUCUCUCUUGUUUCCACCAUAGAAUCUGCCAAAUAUUUGAACAUUUUGGAAAUGCAUGUAAAACACGUAAGUCCCCUACUACUAUCAGGGCCAACAGCUUCUGGGAAAACAUUGUACUUCAGCAAAACAAUCAAUAAACUGUCACUAGAGAAAUAUUUACCAAUGAAUAUAUCCUUUUCUCCCCUCAGUUCAGCUCACUUCUUUCAGGAUUAUGUGAUAUCCAAGCUGCAGCGCCGUAGCCACACAAGAUACGCUGCUCCUGGUAAACGCACAGCAGUACUGAUAGUAGAUGAUGUCAACAUGGGACCACCUGAACCUCAAGAAGUCAUGCAUCACUACCUAGAUCAUCAACAGUGGUUUCGUACCAAGGACAACUCCAUGGUGGCAGCUGAGGAUCUUCUUCUGUUUUCGGCCUGUGGUCUUCCAGGGGGCCAUAAGAAGCACAUUUCUUCAAGAAUUCUAAGACAUUUCUCUUUCUUUGCAUUGAGCCCACUGAUUGAUGAAACUGUUGCCAAGAUAUUUUCCACGGUGCUUUUCACAGGUUUUAAGCGAAAUGGAUUUGCUACUGAUGUGAUGCCAACAGUGUUGUGUAUUGUAGCAGCCACAACAGAUGUUUUAUCAUGGGCAACAAGUGCCUUGCGACCAACCCCCAGUAAACCUCACUAUGCCUUUACUCUACGAGACUUUGGGAAACUCAUUCACAGCCAUCUGCUGGUAAAACGUGAGAAUAUUGACAGCAAGAAAGUCUUCAUAAGGUUGUGGGUCCACGAGGCCCUUAGAGUCUUCAAUGAUCGAUUGAUCGAAACAGCAGAUCGAGCACAGCUAAUUGACAGGUUGAGGUAUGCUGUUAAAGAAUGCUUCAAAGAGAGUUUUGACGUUUCUCUGGAUAGCCUUAUGCCAAAAGGUCAAGAAGAAAUUCAAGAGGAAAAUUUAAGAAAUUUAAUUUUCACAACAGCAUUGACUUGUGACAGUGAGGACAAGAAGUAUGAAGAAGUCGGGUCUCUAGAUAACUUUAUGAAGGCCUUGGAUCCAAUCAUUGAGAACUACAAUAGCACUCAAGAAACAAAACUAAACAUUGUUUUAUUCAGGUUUGCUCUAGAGCACUUGUCACGUUUGUGCCGAGUGUUGUCUAUCAGUGGAGGCUCGUGUCUGAUGCUGGGUAUGAGAGGGUCUGGACGCCAGACUAUCACUCAGCUUGCUGCACUCCUCUGUAAGGCUGACUUUCACCAGCCUUCUGUUGUGCACAACUAUGGUUUCUCAGAGUGGAGGGAUGACUUGAAGAAAGUGCUUAUCAACGCAGGAGGCAACAAUACAAAAACUGUGUUCUUCGUCUCUGAGAACGAGCUUACCAACGAAAUGUUCUUACAGGACCUUGACAUGAUUUUAAGUACUGGACAGAUCCCAGAUAUGUUCUCAUCAUCUGAGCUGGAACGUAUAUAUGAUAUGGUUCGUCUUUCCGCCCAGGGAGGUAACCGGAACCUGGAUAUAAACCCUCUGACUGUUUUUGCCUUCUUUGUGUCUCGCUGUCGUCAAAACCUCCACAUAAUUCUGAGUCUGAGCUCCAUAUCUUACUCCUUCCGACGAUGGCUUUCUCUAUAUCCUUCGUUACUCAACCAUUGCACAGUCGAUUGGGUGGAGCCUUAUAAAACAAUGACCUUCAAUGGGAAGGAGUACAAACUUAAGGACUGGCCUGAAGAAGCUUUGGAGAAGAUAGCCUUUCAUUACUGGGAUGGCCUUGAAAUUGAAGAGACUAUAUUGGGUUCAGCAGUGAAACUUAGCAAGUACAUUCAUGUCACUGCAAGGGAAACGUCAGAGAAGUUUUACUCUGUGACUGGUCGUAAAUGUUACGUCACAUCAGCUUCAUACCUCAUGAUGGUGAAGAAGUACAGACAUUUGAUCACACAAAAACAAGAGGAGAUUGUACAUUCUAAAGCUCAGUUUAUUACUGGGCUUGAAAAACUGGAAUUUGCGUCCAAACAAGUAUCAGUAAUGCAGAAAGAGUUGGAAGCACUUCAGCCACAGUUGCAAGUGGCUGCGGCGGAGACAGAGAAGAUGAUGGAAGUGAUUGAGCGAGAGACUGUGAUCAUUGAGCAGGCCUCGGGUCUUGUCAGGGAGGACGAGAAAGUGGCUAAGAUACAAGCUGCUGCAGCCAACAAUCUUAAGAUAGAGUGUGAGGCUGACUUGGCUUUGGCCAUCCCCAUUUUAGAGGAGGCUGUUGCUGCCCUCAACACACUCAAGCCAACGGACAUCACUUUAGUCAAGUCUAUGAAGAAUCCUCCAGAUACCGUCAAGCUUGUCAUGGCUGCAGUUUGUGUGAUGAAGGACAUCAAACCUGAGAAAAUCCCUGACCCUAACACUCCUGGUAGAAAGAUCCUGGACUAUUGGGGCCCAAGCAAGAGACUGUUGGGAGAUAUGGCUUUCCUACAGCAACUGAAAGACUAUGACAAAGACAACAUAUCCCCUCCUAUCAUGGCUAUGAUUCGCAAGCAGUACUUGCCUAACAAAGACUUCAAGCCACUCAUUGUUGCCAAGGCUUCGAGUGCUGCUGAAGGCCUGUGCAAGUGGGUUAUUGCCAUGGACAUGUAUGACGCUGUUGCUAAGGAAGUAGCUCCUAAAAAAGCAAAACUAGAGAUUGCUGAGCGAGAAUUUGCAGCCACAAUGGCUAUUUUGGAAGAGAAAAGAGCCCAAGUGAGAAUGCUCGAGGAAAAGCUUAUGGAUCUGAAUGCUAAACUCGAUGCAGCUCAGCAGCGGAAGAAGGUAUUGGAAGAUGAAGUAGGAAUGUGUGAAAACAAACUGUGGAAGGCUCAAAAAUUAAUAGGUGGUUUAGGGGGUGAGAAAGGUCGCUGGAUGGAAACUGCUAACUCUCUACAAACAUGUUUUGACAAUUUGGCUGGUGACAUUUUAUUAUCUUGUGGAGUUAUUGCUUAUCUUGCACCUCUAACAUUUCAGUUCAGGCAAAGCUUGUUGCAUGAUUGGUGCAAGAUCUGCUGUGAUUUAGAAAUUCCAAAGUCAGAGACUUUCUCUUUCGUCAAAGUUCUAGGGUUUGAUAUAAAUAUACAAAAUUGGAACAUAUUUGGACUUCCAAGAGAUGAAUUCUCAAUUGAAAAUGCUGUUAUACUGGAAAACACAGUGAGAUGUCCUCUUCUUAUUGAUCCCCAAGGGCAUGCUAAUCGGUGGAUUAAAGCUAAGGAAAAAUCCAACAAACUUCAAGUAAUAAGACUGUCGGAUGAGGAUUAUAUGAAAACUGUCGAAACGUGCAUGGCUGUUGGAAACCCUGUGUUGCUUGAAAAUGUAGAAGAAGAUCUAAAUGCCAUUUUAUUAAGUCCACUUUUUGUUAGACGUACUAUAGACCCUGAUGGAAAGAAACUCCCCUGCAUAUACAUCACUACAAGACUCCAGAACCCAACUUUUACUCCGACUGUGUUUAACUUCUUCUCAGUCAUUAACUUUACUUUAACUCUUAAUGGAUUGGAAGACAAACUACUUGACAUCGUAAUUGCAAAAGAAAGGCCUGAUCUUCAAGAAAAGAAACAGGCAAUGAUGAUUUCUAGUUCUAAAAACAAAACUAAGUUACAACAAGUCGAGAGUAAGAUCUUGGAUACAUUAUCGUACACUAAAGGAAAUAUUUUGGAAAAUGAGGCUGCCAUUGAGAUUCUUGAUACAGCCAAGUCUUUAUCAGUAGAAAUCCAGGAUAAACAGAAGCUUGCCAAGAUAAUCGAGGAGGAGAUCCAUUCUUACUGUCAACUUUACUACGCUGUUGUUGAGCACUCGGCCAGACUCUACUUCUGCCUAACUAACCUCAGCAACAUUAACUUCAUGGCCAAAAAAACUAUACUUGAAGAAGACUUAAAUUUUUUUAUUGGUGUAAAAAUAGAAAGUGAAGGAUUUAAAGGUGAAACUAACAGUCCUGUGGAGUGGAUCACGGAUAUCAAAUGGAAACAAAUAGUUCAGCUCGAUCAGCUAUCCUCAUAUUCAGGUUUUGCAGAAAGUUUAGCUAGCAACCAUGAAAAGUGGGAAGUCCUACAGAACUCUGACAAACUGGAUUUUCCAUAUCCAUGGAACAGUCAACUGUCUGAAUUUCAGAAACUGAACAUUAUAAAGAUUAUCUAUCCUGAUAAGGUAAGGGAUAGCAUAGAACAGUAUGUAGAGGGCUGUAUGGGGAAGCAGUAUACUUUGCCCUUUAGCCUGGAUCUGACCUCUUCUUUUGAGGACUCCAACUGUCUCACCCCUCUACUGUUUAUCAUGGGCCCCGGGUCUGACCCUGCACCAGCCGUGCGUCAAUUUGCUAAAAAGAAACUCUUCCAAAACAGACUUCACACAAUUUCUCUGGGAGUAGAUCAGGGUGAGGCAGCUAGCAGACUGAUAUCCAGGAGUAGAGAAGAAGGCAGUUGGGUGUUGCUACAGAAUUGUCACUUGGCUCCAGACUACAUGCCUCACUUGGAACGUGUCUGUGACAACCUCACUCUGCUCAAUACCAGCAUGGAGUUUAGACUUUGGCUUACUUCAGCACCAUCCACUCAGUUCCCAGUGUCUAUAUUGCAAAGCAGUGUUAAAAUCACCACAGAUUUGCCUCCUGGGCUGAAGCGAAGACUUUUACUCAGUUUCCAGUCUGAACCUAUAAUUAUUGAAGAUUUCUUUUAUGGAUGUCCUGGUAAAGAUCGUGCAUUUGCUAAACUUUUGUAUUCCCUUUGCUUCCUCCAUGCGUCAGUGCAAGAGAGACAAAAGUAUGGCCAUUUGGGUUGGAACAUACUGUACAAGUUUUGUGACACAGACUUUAAUAUGUCUCUUCAACAGUUGCAGCAUCCUGCCGCUGAGCGUCCACACGUUCUUGGCGCCGUACUUCGAAACGACUCUUCGAUGCACAUGCAGUCGACAAUGCGUCAUAUCUUCUCUGGUAGUGAUGCCAGUCCCUUUUAA
Macrosteles quadrilineatus (aster leafhopper) is the source of this 9627-nucleotide messenger RNA. RefSeq names its product dynein axonemal heavy chain 3-like. The transcript has 56 exons. NCBI's taxonomy places the organism in Eukaryota, Metazoa, Arthropoda, Insecta, Hemiptera, Cicadellidae. Gene Ontology annotation, biological process: microtubule-based movement. Gene Ontology annotation, molecular function: minus-end-directed microtubule motor activity; ATP binding; dynein light intermediate chain binding. The record is from RefSeq and is a predicted model, not a curated record. Gene Ontology annotation, cellular component: dynein complex. Bases 1 to 9627 code for a protein of 3208 amino acids.